GGAACAUUACAGUGAGUUACGAUGCUGACAAAAUGAAGGUGUUGGUCCUCUGCGUGCUGGCAGCAGCCCUAGCGGCAAAUGGUGCUGGGAUAUUGUUUCCAUCGGAGAGGUCUUACAAAAUCCUCAUCCUUCACCCCUACUGGGCAAGGAGUCACAAGAACAUGAUGAUGGCAUUUGCUGAAGCUUUGGCCGACCGCGGACACAAGGUAGAGGUAUUCACGGCGCUGGCAGAUCCACCUCGCCAUCCUAACAUCACAGAAAUAAACUACAUCCUGCCGGAUAUAAACUUGGAUUACACCAGAAUGUUUGAUUACAUAAAUGAUAACACAGGUGCCUUUUCAAUGGUAAAGGAUAUAUACCCAUCCAUUGCCCGAGAGAUGUACAAAAUGCCUGUAGUCAAGAAAUUAUAUGAGAGAAGAAAGCAAUUUGAUCUAAUAAUAGUUAACCAUUUAAUGAGUGAGAUAGUGUACCCGUUCCUGCACGAAGUUACUUUCAUCACCGUUGCCACGAAUGGGAUGGACCAACGACAGAGUGCUAUCUUUGGGAAUGUCCUCAAUCCGUCCUACGCUCCUAAUGUCCUGACCACCUAUCCCUUCCCCAUGUCUUUGUGGCACCGCUUUAAGAACAUGAUAAUGCAUCUAUACCUCCCUCUCUACUGGAACUACUGGGCCGUUGUACCAAUGAUACAGAAAGAAUUGUCGGCGCACUUCCCUGAUCUUCCUCCGUUGUUGGACAUCGAAAGAAACCAGAGUCUGUCACUAAUAAACACUCACUUCAGCAUCGAUACACCGAUUCCCCUCCUUCCAUCACAAGUAGAGGUGGGAGCCAUCCACUGCCGCCCCGCCAAGCCCCUUCCACAAGACCUCGACUCGUGGAUAGAGGGAGCAGAUUCUACGAGUACAGGCGUCAUCUACUUAAGCCUGGGCUCAGUCACCCCCGGUAACAGCAUCCCAGCACAGUACCGCCAAGCUUUCCUCGAAGCAUUUCGUAGACUGCCGCAGCGAGUGCUGUGGAAGUACGAAGGAGAACUGGAAGGCGCAUCUGACAACAUCAGGAUCAGCAAAUGGCUUCCCCAGCAGGACGUCCUCGGUCACCGCAAUGUGAAAGUAUUUAUCUCCCACGGCGGGCUACUCAGCCUCCAGGAGUCCAUCUUUCACGCCACGCCUCUCCUUGUCCUUCCUAUCUUCAGUGACCAACCAAGAAACGCAAUGUUCGUAAACAAUUCUGGUGUUGGUCGUGUGUUGAUGUGGCAGGAAGUUACUGCUGACAAGAUCGUCGACGCCCUCAAUGACAUUAUCACCAAUUCUAAGUAUAAGGAGAACGUGGUCAGUAUGUCAGCGUCCUUAAAGGAUCAGCUAACGACGCCGCAAGAACGCGCCAUUUUCUGGACCGAAUAUGUGAUACGGCACAAAGGAGCACCCCAACUUAGGUGCCCGGGUGCCCAGCUCUCCUGGGUAGAGUUUCUGCUGCUGGACGUGGUGGGUUUUCUGUUGUUGUUCCUGAUGGUGGUGAUGCUUCUUCUAUACAGACUCUUGAAGCUUGUCUACGCAACAUUCAUCGGCCGCCCAUCCAAAAUCAAAAGUGCUUAGAUGCGACACACACUGACUGAAGCAGUUAGUGUUUGCUUGUUAUACAGAAAUUACUUUCAAGUUUUUUUUUCAUCAUUACUUCUUUAUUAUUAUUAUUUUUUUUUUUCCACAGGAGUCUUGCAAAACAAACGACGAUCCUCCAAUAUUAGAUUUCGUUCAGUGCUUUUCACCCAGCAUACACAUCUACAUAGUUACCACGUGACCACCACGUUGUGCCAUCGUUGUAGUAACGUUAUAUUUCUUUGUGAAUUCAACGUAGAUCUGUAAACUAGACAUAAUGCGGAAACAACAUACUAUCAGGAAAACUCUAACGUGGUAUAAAUAGUGCGCGAAAAAAGCUGAAGCAUGGCGAACUAUUUUGACAGUACAGAAGUAUUAAGCAUCAGAUAAAGAAUUUCUCUCUCUCUCUCUCUCUCUCUCUCUCUCUCUCUCUCUCUCUCUCUCUCUCUCUCUCUCUCUCUCUCUCUC
Messenger RNA from Scylla paramamosain (green mud crab), 2057 nucleotides. Its product is annotated as UDP-glycosyltransferase UGT5-like. NCBI's taxonomy places the organism in Eukaryota, Metazoa, Arthropoda, Malacostraca, Decapoda, Portunidae. The transcript is spliced from 7 exons. The coding region runs from base 33 to 1589 and encodes 518 amino acids. The record is from RefSeq and is a predicted model, not a curated record. Gene Ontology annotation, molecular function: UDP-glycosyltransferase activity.